This is a messenger RNA of Pangasianodon hypophthalmus (striped catfish), 4173 nucleotides long. Its product is annotated as Fc receptor-like protein 5. Gene Ontology annotation, biological process: cell surface receptor signaling pathway. The transcript is spliced from 26 exons. The record is from RefSeq and is a predicted model, not a curated record. Lineage: Eukaryota; Metazoa; Chordata; Actinopteri; Siluriformes; Pangasiidae. Gene Ontology annotation, molecular function: transmembrane signaling receptor activity.
AUGUCCCAGGCCGAGCAUGACCUUGGAGUGACAGCAACUGCUCAGCCUGCGGGGGGAGCAACGUUCUCCGCAAGGCCAGAAGGGGGAGCUAUGUUCUCUGCGAAGCAAGAGGGGGGAGCAAUGUCUACAGCAGAGCAGGAUUGCGGAGUGACGUCCUCAGCAGAGCAAGGGAGCAAGGCGAUGUCCCCAGUUGGGCAGCGUGAGUGGUGGGGUUUAUUAACAACAGAAUGUUUUACAGGGAGUCCUAAAGUCGUGGUGUCCAUAAAGCCUGAUACACAUGUGUUCAUUGGAGAGCGUGUUACUCUCAGAUGUGACGUACAGAGAGGAGGAAGAACUCAGCGGACAUACAGCUGGUAUAAAAAUAGUAACAGACUCACAGACAGCAGAAUGCAGGACUUCAUAAUCCAGUCUGUUAGAGACUCUGACAGUGGUGACUACACCUGCAGAGGACAGAGCAGUGACUCUCAGAGCUCAGAGAUCAGUGAUGCUGUUACACUGACUGUAUCAGGAAACCCCAAACCGACUGUGAGAGUGAAUCCUCAGAGCUCCGUCUACACUGGAGACACCAUCACUCUGAGCUGUGAGCUGCAGCAGUCUACUGGAUGGGAGUUUCUCUGGUACAAAAAUUAUCAGCUGUUACAGCUUCUGAACAGUGAACAAGCACACACACUUAAUGUGACAGUCGAUAACGCAGGAGAAACAGUGUACCAGUGUCAGGCAUGCAGGAGAAGCUACUUCUACUACUACAACUACUACAACAAUGGCUACUACUACACAGAGCUCAGUGAUUCUGUCAGGAUUACAGUGAGAGCAAGACCUAAACCAGUGGCAUCCAUAAAUCCUGAUAAACAGGUGUUCAGUGGAGACGCCGUCACUCUGAGAUGUGACAUACAAGAUGAAGGUGUCUCUAGCUGGCAGUACAGCUGGUAUAAAGAUGCUUCACACAGUCCUGUCAGUAGUGAACAGGUGUACAGGAUCAGUGGGGUUGAAGUGACCCACACAGGUAACUACACCUGUAGAGGAGAAGAGAGAAGAGGCUCACGCUCCUCACACUUCAGUGAUGCUGUUACACUGACUGUAUCAGAGAGACCACGGGCAGUACUGAGUGUAUCUCCACAGAGCUGGCUGACUGAAGGAGACUCAGUGACUCUAAGCUGUGAGGUUACAGACUCCUCUACAGACUGGACAUUCAGCUGGUACACAACUGUUCCCUACAGAAACGGCUUAACUCAAAUAAAAAAUAAUUGUGGCUAUAUCAUGUAUGUGGAGCUCCUCUCAGACAGCAGCAGAGGAUCUGGAGGCAACUACACUCUCAGUCCUGCUGCUCUUCAUCACACAGGAGUUUAUAUGUGCAGAGGAGAGAGAGGAGAACCAGCCUUUCACACACAGUACAGCAAUCCACAGCCACUAUGGAUCACUGGUGAAUCUCCUCCAGCAUCUCUGAUCAUCAAUCCCAGCAGAACUCAACACUUUACUAAAGACUCUCUCUCACUGAGCUGUGAGGACCAGAGUAGCUCUACUGGAUGGACAGUGAGACGAUACACACACAGUGAGGGAGUGUUAGAUUGUUCAUCAGUUACAGAAUCUACAUGUAAAAUCAGCUUCCCCUCCACAUCCUACACUGGAGUUUACUGGUGUGAGUCUGAAUCUGGAGAAAACAGUAAUCCUGUCAACAUCACAGUGCAUGAUGGUGAUGUGAUCCUGGAGAGUCCUGUCCAUCCUGUGACUGAGGGACAUUCUCUGACUCUACACUGUUUAUAUCGCAACACAAAUUCCUCAAACCUCCGAGCUGAUUUCUAUAAAGAUGGAUCAGUUCUCCAGACACAGACUACAGGAGAGAUGAUCAUCCAAACUGUCUCAAAGUCAGAUGAAGGUUUCUACCACUGUAAACACCCAGAGAGAGGAGAGUCACUGAAAAGCUGGCUCUCAGUCAGAGGUUCUGGAUCAGGUGGUGGAACAGUAGGAGUGGCUGUGGGUUUGGGAAUUUUGUUCAUCGCUUUACUGAUCUUAAUGAUCCUGCUGUGGUCCUACAAAAGAAAAAAAGAAAAGCAGCAGAAAACCAAUCAGACAUCAGAGCAGAAUCAGAGCCGGUCAGGAGCUGAAGACUCUCAGUCAGGAUACACACCACUUCAGGCUGGUGAAGCUGCAGCUGAGAGUGAAGCCACUUACGCACAGGUCAUGAAGAAAAAGAAGAGAAACAGGAACAAUGGUGCUGAUGCUGAAGCUGGUGUUAGUGAUGUGACUUAUGCUGAGCUUGAACUAAAACCAAUGAAAAAAGCAAAGAGAAUAAAAGAAAAGACCAGUGUGGGAGAUGAUACUGUCUACUCAGAGGUGAAGCACAACAUGGAGAGGCCAUGCUACACCUCCAGCAGCCAGCAGAGGGCAGCAGUGGAGCACAGUGAAAGCAGCCAUUCAGGAGAACUCAGUUACCUGGAUCCAGUAACCUGGAUUAACUGCACCUGCCAGAGUGAGUGGUGGGUAAGACCUAAACCAGUGGCAUCCAUAAAUCCUGAUAAACAGGUGUUCAGUGGAGACGCCGUCACUCUGAGAUGUGACAUACAGGAUGAAAGUGUCUCUAGCUGGCAGUACAGCUGGUAUAAAGAUGAUUCACACAGUCCUGUCAGUAGUGAACAGGUGUACAGGAUCAGUGGUGUUGAAGUGACCCACGCAGGUAAAUACACCUGUAGAGGAGCAGAGAGAAGAGGCUCACGCUCCUCACACUUCAGUGAUGCUGUUACACUGACUGUAUCAGAGAGACCACGGGCAGUACUGAGUGUAUCUCCACAGAGCUGGCUGACUGAAGGAGACUCAGUGACUCUAAGCUGUGAGGUUACAGACUCCUAUACAGACUGGACAUUCAGCUGGUACACAACUGUUCCCUACAGAGACGGCUUAACUCAAAUAAAACAUAAUCGUGGCUAUAGCAUGUAUGUGGAGCUCCUCUCAGACAGCGGCAGAGGAUCUGGAGGCUCCUACACUCUCAGUCCUGCUGCUCUGAAUCACACAGGAGUUUAUAUGUGCAGAGGAGAGAGAGGAGAACCAGCCUUUCACACACAGUACAGCAAUCCACAGCCACUAUGGAUCACUGGUGAAUCUCCUCCAGUCUCUCUGAUCAUCAAUCCCAGCAGAACUCAACACUUUACUAAAGACUCUCUCUCACUGAGCUGUGAGGACCAGAGUAACUCUACUGGAUGGACAGUGAGACGAUACACACACAGUGAGAGAGUGUUACAUUGUUUAUGGUGGGGAUUAGUUACAGGAUCUACAUGUAAAAUCAGCUUCCUCUCCACAUCCUACACUGGAGUUUACUGGUGUGAGUCUGAAACAGGAGAAAACAGUAAUCCUGUCAACAUCACAGUGCAUGAUGGUGAUGUGAUCCUGGAGAGUCCUGUCCAUCCUCUGACUGAGGGACAUCCUCUGACUCUACGCUGUUUAUAUCGCAACACAAAUUCCUCAAACCUCCGAGCUGAUUUCUGUAAAGAUGGAUCAGUUCUACAGACACAGACUACAGGAGAGAUGAUCAUCCGAACUGUCUCAAAGUCAGAUGAAGGUUUCUACCACUGUAAACACCCAGAGAGAGGAGAGUCACUGAAAAGCUGGCUCUCAGUCAGAGGUUCUAGAUCCGGUGGUGGAACAGUAGGAACGGCUGUGGGUUUGGGAAUUUUGUUCCUCGCUUUACUGAUCUUAAUGAUCCUGCUGUGGUCCUACAACAGAAAAAAAGAUCUUCAGAAAACCAAUCAGACAUCAGAGCAGAAUCAGAGCCGGUCAGGAGCUGAAGACUCUCAGUCAGGAUACACACCACUUCAGGCUGGUGAAGCUGCAGCUGAGUGUGAAGCCACUUACGCACAGGUCACGAAGAAAAAGAAGACAAACAGGAACAAUGCUGGUGUUAGUGAUGCGAUUUAUGCUAAUCUUGAAAUAAAACCAAUGAAAAAAGCAAAGAGAAUAAAAGAAAAGGCCAGUGUGGGUGAUGAUACUGUCUACUCAUAACUGAAGCACAACACGGAGGUAAGACUCAUGACAUUUACACCCAGCGUCCUUUCAGCACCGCGUUUGUGUUGGACAGCCGGAGUGCGCGUGGCUGUGGGGCGGAGCGACCUAACUCAGCACGGCUGGCGGCCAAUGAGUGGCGCGGCUCCUCUUCACCCUCCCGGAGAAGACGAGGAGCUAUAA